This is a messenger RNA of Melanotaenia boesemani (Boeseman's rainbowfish), 2089 nucleotides long. Its product is annotated as small conductance calcium-activated potassium channel protein 1-like. The record is from RefSeq and is a predicted model, not a curated record. Bases 1 to 2055 code for a protein of 684 amino acids. Gene Ontology annotation, molecular function: small conductance calcium-activated potassium channel activity; calmodulin binding. Gene Ontology annotation, biological process: potassium ion transmembrane transport. Gene Ontology annotation, cellular component: neuronal cell body; neuron projection; plasma membrane. The transcript has 9 exons. NCBI's taxonomy places the organism in Eukaryota, Metazoa, Chordata, Actinopteri, Atheriniformes, Melanotaeniidae.
AUGGAACAUUCCCCUUCUAUGAACUCUUCAGUGGUAGAUGGUAAUGAGAUGGAGGACCAGCGACCCCUCCUCCGAACAGGAAUGACUCUCCUGCCUCAGUCCUGUCCACCACAAUGUGGGAUACAUCGCAUGGUACAAACCUCAGUCGAUCACACUGUGUGGCUGGACAGGACCCAGGCCAUGGCUACCACACCUUUAUACAAUGGCCACCUCUAUGUCACAUCUUCUCCUCGUGUCAACAGGAAAGACAAAACCAAAGGAAAAGAGAAGAAAUGUGAGAAAAGUUCAGAUAAAAGGGAAAAAAAACUAAACCAAGGACAGAAGGAGCGUAAUCAUCAGUGCAAAGCCAACAAUGCAGGACCUCACAGACUCCAUGAGAAGAUCACAUCUUUCACAGAUAUGCCCAUUUCUCUCUGUGAAUCACCCUUUAAGAGGCCCAUCAGGUCAUGCCUACAUGUCAGGGAUGUUGAUAGUCUCGGGCGCCGUAAGUCAAGUAAUAUUUCUCUAGAAAUGCAUGAACAGCAGAUUCUCCCAGAGAUAAUCAUCACCAGCAAGGAUGAAAACCUCCAGCAGCAGCAAAAGGAAUCUCCCUGUCAUCAGCACCCUGGUGUGACCAUAGGACCGCUGCCAGGAGCCCAGUAUCCCAGCUCGAGCCCUACCCACAGUCCUCAACACAGCCCAAAACGCAAAGAGGAUGCAAAGAAUGACCCAUACUGGAGGAGCCGCAACAUCGGCUGGCGGUUGGUCCAUAGGAGGGCUCUGUUUCUGAGGAGGCAGCAGCUGAACGACUGUGCCCUGGCAGUGGGGUUAUUUGGAGUAGUGAUGAUGGUGAUGGAGACAGAACUCUCCUGGAGUGUCUACAGCAAGAGCUCCAUCUACUCCCUUUCACUCAAGUCAGUCAUCAGUGUAUCUACACUUAUCCUGCUCUGCCUCAUCGUAGCAUACCACUGUUGCGAGGUGCAGCUCUACGUUCAUGACAUUGGUGCCGAGGAUUGGCGGAUUGCCAUGACAACAGACCGUUUGGCUCUGAUAGCUGUGGAGCUGGCAGUAACUGCCAUUCAUCCCUAUCCAGUGGGGCUAUUGGUGUAUUUCCAGAAGACCCGCAUGUCGCUGUCAGAGACAGAGCUGGAGAUCAUGCUGGCUUUGCCUAUGUUCCUGAGGCUGUACCUGCUGGGUCGCUCCAUGAUGCUGCACAGCCGCCUCUUCACAGACACUGCCUCCCGCAGCAUCGGAGCACUGAACAAGAUCCACUUCAACACCCGGUUUGUGGGGAAAACACUAAUGACGACAUACCCUGGGACUGUGCUGAUGAUUUUCAGCGUUUCUCUUUGGAUUGUGGCAGCUUGGGGCUUACAUGUCUGUGAGAGACACCACAACUACAGAGACUUAAGCAGCAACUACAUGGAGGCUUUGUGGAUGGUCUCUGUCACCUUCUUGUCUAUUGGUUAUGGAGACGUGGUCCCUCACACUUACUGUGGUCGUAGCAUCUGCCUCCUCACUGGAAUCAUGGGAGCAGGCUGCACAGUGCUGGUGGUGGCAGUGGUUGCCAGAAAGCUGGAGCUGACCAGAGCUGAGAAACACGUCCACAAUUUCAUGAUGGACUCCCACAUCUCCAAGACGAUAAAAAUUGCUGCAGCAAAUGUGCUGAGAGAGACUUGGCUUAUCUACAAGCACACUAAGCUGUCAAGAGAAAGAGACCACACCAGAGUCCGCAUGCACCAGCGGAAGCUGCUCCUGGCCAUCCACCAGCUGCGGAGAGUGAAAAUGGAAAAGAAGAUACUUGCAGAUCAGACCAACACACUCGUGGACUUCUGCAAGGUGAGCGAGAUGCAGAGCCUGAUGUAUGACGUCCUGGCAGAGGUGCAGGGUUGCAGAGGAGAGCUGGACACGCACAUCCACAGCCUGGAGAAACACGUAGAGGAGCUGAGGGAGGGCUUCAGGAGCCUGAUGCCACUCCUCUCCAGCACUCUGUCAACACAGAACUCCUCCAUCCGCCACUUGCUCCGGGAGAGGGAGGUGAAGGAGUGUGCAAGCAUGAGUGGAACAGACCAGUAGAGAGGAUGUAGGUGACGGAGAAGGCAAACAUAUA